This is a messenger RNA of Aethina tumida (small hive beetle), 2308 nucleotides long. RefSeq names its product probable cytochrome P450 6a23. The record is from RefSeq and is a predicted model, not a curated record. Bases 693 to 2255 code for a protein of 520 amino acids. Lineage: Eukaryota; Metazoa; Arthropoda; Insecta; Coleoptera; Nitidulidae. The transcript has 3 exons. Gene Ontology annotation, molecular function: iron ion binding; oxidoreductase activity, acting on paired donors, with incorporation or reduction of molecular oxygen; heme binding.
GGUACAAUCUAUGGAAAAAGGUGGAAUUAUUUCUACAAUAAUGCAAAAACUAAAUUUAUAGUUUGUAUCUUAUCUCUUUCAAACAAUGUAUUACAAGAUCUAUAGUGUUAUUUAAGAUUUCGGUUCACCCUUGGAACCCUCGAGUUUUUAAAUUUAAUUUAGAAGAUUCACAGUUUUCGGUGGAUUACAAUCUAUAUUAUUAUUAUUAUUAUUAUUGUUAUUCUGUGAAAUGGAUCAUUUAAGUGUAUGAUCCAAAAAAAAUGGUAAAUAUGGGAGUUAACUUUUACAUCUGACAAUAAAACACUCGAAUGAAGCAAUUUUCAAAAGAAUUUCAGCAAAAUCAACUUAUUUUGGUUUAUUAUCUGCCUAAGUAAAGAUCUUUUAGAGACACCCUAUAUAUUAUAUAUAAAUAUAAAAUUAUUUUGUAAUUAUAAUUAUAUGCGCAUUAUAAUAUAAUUUUUUAUUCUAAAUAAAAAUGUAUGAAUCUGGUAAAAAGAUAUUUGUUUUUCAUACUAUAUUUGUGAAGAACUAUUAAUAAUAUUCAUAUUAUAUUUAAAUAACAUUAUUAAACAUUCACGUGACUCACGCCACCUACAUAUAUCUAUAUAAAAUAAGUGUAUUGAUAAUUUUGCCAGUAUUAAAUAUAAAUAUAAAUUGCCUUGAAUUAUAAGUGUAAUAGUAAUUGAGAAAUUAUGCUACUAACAACGAGUAUAAUUUGUGACGUUGUGGCGAUUUUUGCUACGGCAAUAUGUGGAUUUCUAAUUUACGCCUAUUGGAAAUUGGGCUAUUGGUCCAGAAAAGGACUUUACGACAACGACCCAGUUCUCUUCUAUGGAAACGCUAAAAAAUUGUUAAGUAGACAACAAAGUUUGGGCGAAAUGUGGAGAGACAUUUAUAAUAACAUUAAAGCUAAGGGACUGAAGCACGGUGGUGGUUCCAUGAUGUUUGGUCAAACUUACGUACCAGUUGAUUUGGAUAUAAUAAAGCAUAUUAUGCAAGAAGACUUUCAACAUUUUAACAGUCAUGGGGUUUAUUUUAAUGAGAAGGAUGAUCCCUUAAGUGCCCAUUUAUUUGCAUUGUCAGGUCCAAAAUGGAGAAAUAUGAGAGUAAAAUUGACUCCCACUUUUACUUCUGGGAAAUUGAAGAUGAUGUUCAGCAGACUUGUGGAAUGUGGUGAAUGUUUAAAGGAAAAAAUGGAGGAGUUCUCGAAUUCAGGACAAUAUUUGGAUAUAAAGGACAUAUUGCAAAGCUUCACUAUUGAUAAUAUAGCAUCUUGUGCAUUCGGAUUGGAAUGUGACACAAUGAAAAAUCCAAACAACGAGUUUGCCACUAGAGGAAAGAAUAUCUUUAAACCAGGAUUAAAAUUAAUGUUAAGAACAUUAGUUUCAUUCAUAUUUCCUCAUGAUUUUUUACGUAAAAUUAAAUUACGACGAACUGAUUACGAUACUGAACAAUUUUUUAUAAACGUGUUACAAAAAAUAGUUGAACACAGAGAGAAGAACAAAGAAUACAGAAAUGAUUUCAUGCACCUUAUGCUUCAACUGAAAAAUAUAGGGAAAGUAACGGACGAUGAAAGACUAACGAAUGACGGAAAAUCGGCAGAAGGUGCGAUAACAUUUAAUCAACUUGCUGCACAAGCUUUUGUGUUUUUUGUGGCGGGAUUCGAAACUUCAUCAACAACAAUGACGUAUGCUUUGUAUGAAAUUGCUACGAAUAUGGGGCUACAAGAUAAAAUGCGAGAAGAAAUAAGGAAUGUACUAGAGAGGUAUGAUGGAAAAUUGACUUACGAAGCUAUUAAAGACAUGCAUUUGAUGGAUAGAGUUCUUCAAGAGACACUAAGGAAAUAUCCUGUUAUUCCGAUGAUACCGAGGGAAUGCACCAAAGACUAUCAAGUUCCAGGCACAGGUGUAACAAUUGAGAAAGGCACAAGUGUUGCGAUAUCGACACUGGGUAUUCAUCACGAUGCUGAAAUUUAUCCUGACCCUAUGAAAUUUGACCCAGACCGAUUUUUGGAAGAGAACAAACGUUCCCGUCAUCCUUUCUCUUGGUUGCCAUUUGGAGAAGGACCACGAGCAUGCAUAGGACUUAGAUUUGGAUUACUUCAAAUAAAGGUUGGGUUGGCUUCAAUCUUGGAAAAGUAUGACAUUACUCUAAGUGAGAAAACUGAAAUUCCUUUAAAAUUUAAUCCAUCUAGUGGACCUAUUUUGUCUGUAAAAGGUGUUAUUUGGCUAAAAAUUAAACAACAUAAAGAUUAGAUAUUAUUUCAUAGUGAGUAUUUACACUUCUGAUAGUUUUAUAAUAAAUAAGU